Messenger RNA from Budorcas taxicolor (takin), 540 nucleotides. It is a transcript of the gene DPRX, whose product is annotated as divergent-paired related homeobox. Gene Ontology annotation, molecular function: DNA-binding transcription factor activity, RNA polymerase II-specific; RNA polymerase II cis-regulatory region sequence-specific DNA binding. NCBI's taxonomy places the organism in Eukaryota, Metazoa, Chordata, Mammalia, Artiodactyla, Bovidae. The record is from RefSeq and is a predicted model, not a curated record. Gene Ontology annotation, biological process: regulation of transcription by RNA polymerase II. Gene Ontology annotation, cellular component: nucleus.
AUGUCGAUGCAGACCACACUUCAGAAGCAUCUCAUUCCUGCCUUUCUCUCCUUCCUAGGAAAGUAUCGCAAGCACUCAAAAAGGAAGUGAACCAUAUUCACGGAGAAACAGUUGGCAUAUUUAAAUUUUCUUAAAAACAAAAAAAACCCAUACCCCACCCUUAGCCUCCAGAGAGAAAUGGCCUCAAAAAUGGAGCUCCACCUAACAGUCCUGCAGGUUUGGUUCAAGAAUCGUAGAGUGAAAUUCAAGAAAGCCAAAGAUGAGGAUUUCCCAUCAGAACAGCAAGAAGUUCUACAGCGAUUCGCUGAGGUCAUGGUCAAGAUCGGCUCCGCCAAGGAAAAUGUGGCUGCACCUCCAAGGUUCUCUCUGGAGCCUCCCAUGAAUCUCAUUUGUGCAGAUCCUCUGAUACCUUCCUUCCAGCUCAGCAUACAGCCUGCCCUGAAGGCUCUCACAGACCAUCCUCUGGGCCACAAAAUGGUUCAUGUUGGCUGCCGCCAAGACCCAAAUACAUACUCCCUCUAUCCCAUUGUAGAAUCCUGA